This is a messenger RNA of Lactuca sativa (garden lettuce), 1210 nucleotides long. RefSeq lists its product as uncharacterized. The record is from RefSeq and is a predicted model, not a curated record. Gene Ontology annotation, molecular function: DNA binding. NCBI's taxonomy places the organism in Eukaryota, Viridiplantae, Streptophyta, Magnoliopsida, Asterales, Asteraceae.
AAUUUUUCUACCGACUUUCCCGAUCUAAAUUCAUUCACCUUUCGAUUUCACUGUAAAAUUAGCAACACAAACCACCGUCAACAGUCGGAAACACCACAAAACUCCUGCGAAAUGAGCUCAAUUGAGCGCCCGGAGGGGCUUCCUUCCAGCUGGACCAUAGAAGUCAAAGGUUCAGAGGAAGAGAAACGUGAGUGUUACAUUGAUCCUGAAACUGGACGCGAGUUUCAUUCAAUGUCGGAGGUUUCUGACUAUCUUAACACCAUCAACAGCAGCAAAGCCACUGAGAAAACAGGAGAUAAAUCCUCUUCAGAAACAGUUAUUCCCGAGAAGUCUGAAGCUGCUGAUGUGGCAGCAGAAGACAUCUCUGAAAAGAAGCAAGAAACCAGCGAGAAGAGCAAUGAGAAGAAUGCUGUCUCGGGGACUCAAGUGGAUGGAUUGCCUCCAGGUUGGAUAAAAGAAGUCGUAGUUAGGAGUGCUAAAGGCCGCACCACAAGAAAGGAUCCGUACUACCUAGACCCUUCAAGUGACUACGCCUUUAUGUCCAAAUUGGAUGCUUUACGCUAUCUGGAAACUGGAGACAUAGAGAAAUGUGCAAUGAAACCAAGGAAAAAGAGUGAUAUUAUGAUGAAAUUAGCGAAUACACCAACCAAGACACAAAGUGCAAAUAAAAAGUCAACAAAGAGAAGCAACGAGACAAAAAAGUCAAACAAGUCAACAUCCACUCCAUCUUCUCGUGCAUCAAAAAGGCUCAAAACAAGUGAAACUGUCGAACCUCAGUCUGAGGAGCAACCAGAAAAAGAGAAAAAUGAUGGUGUAGAAGAUGAUACUGAACAAGUCAAAGGUAAAGAGCCAAAUGUUGAAAAGUCAACUAACGAUGAAAAGACGGAAAUACCCCUGGUCCCGGAACCGGUGAAAACUGUUAAUGGUGAUGUACCGAUUGAAGUUCCGGAAAUACACAUGACUGCUGAGGAACAAAGUGUUGGAAUUGAGGAAAGGAAGAAUGAAGGUGGUAAUGAGGUAACUAAUAUUUAAAGCUAAUAAUGUUUCUAUUAUGGUAAGUACUUAAGAACAUUGGGACACAAGGUAAGGUGUUAUGUGUUUCUGACCAAUUAGUGUCGAUGUACUUUUGUUUCUUUAGGUUUGUUUUGUGGAGUAAUAUGUGUAAGGAACCUUCACUUUUAACUAUGUUGAUACCUUUUAUUGCUUCUAA